CAAAACGUGCAGAGCUAGAGAAAGCCUCAGUGCGGCAGGAAAACCGCAUCACGGCACCGAAUAGAGGACCGAAUGCAAAACACACAGGUUAUUCAUACAAUGACACAUGGCCAUGAAAGGAAGAAGCCGUCUGCUGCCAAACAACUCAAAUAAUGGGAAUAUUGUUGUUUUCAUUCCAGUCGACGAGCAUUUUUCCCUCCUCUCUGAUUUUCAAGGAAACCUAGCUUGUUCAGACGGAGAGCCUUUCAACUGGUAGAAAACAGAAUGGAUGAAAAACACCAGGAGUAGCGACCUAUUGUGUGAACGAGACCGAAAAAAACAAAACAAACCUAGCCCCAAGAUAAUUUUAUUACUGGAAUAUCUGUGAAUAAUCUGCGGAAAGACAGACCAUCUCUUCAGUUUCCAGCUGUUUAUAGUUUUCCACCACAUUCCAGUACCGGGAUGCUUUCGCUUCGUAGGGUUUGAGGGAACAAUCAAGGGGUGAAAUAUGGGUGAAGUUCAGGACGUCAGGGAUGUUAAGAAGACGUUCGUUGCUCCUGCAAUAAAGUCUUUUGAGCACUAUGACUUCUCCCGAGCCAAAAUGUGUUGCAGCCUCACAUGGUUGGUGGCCAAAGCAUACGGGACAGACAGCAUCCCAGCAGAUUUGAAGGACCCUUUCUACACAGACCAGUAUGAGCAGGAGCACCUGAAGCCUCCUGUGGCCAGCCUCCUGCUAUCUGCAGACCUCUACUGCAGGGCUGGCAGCCUUAUCCUAAAGAGUGACGCUGCCAAGCCGCUGCUGGGUCACGAUGCUGUCAUCCAGGCGCUAGCUCAACGCGGUCUGUACGUCACCGACCAGGAGAGACUGGUCACUGAGAGAGACCUGCGAAAGAGGCCUCUGCAAAUGAGUGCCCAUCUGGCAAUGAUUGACACUCUGAUGAUGGCAUACACAGUGGAGGCUGUGAGCGUGGAGAAGGUGAUGGCCUGCAUUUGUCAAUAUCCAUCCUGCUACCCUGAGGUGGAAACACCUUAUGACACUGAGGAUGCAGUGACCACCUGGAUCAACAAGGUAAAUGAAUACCUGAAAGAGAUUGUGGCGCAGGAGCAAAGGAAGAAGGAAACGCAGGGCACCGAGCCUGCUGGGAGUCCUCGGUCUCCAACCAAGUGGUACAUGAAGCUUGUGCCUGCUCGCUACAGGAAGGAGCAGGCCUCGACCCAGCCAGUUCCUUGGAUCCCCCCAGUGGACAACCUGCUAAAAGACAGCACAGAUGGCUCGGCCCUGGGUGCACUGCUGCACUUUUACUGUCCUCAGCUGCUGCCACUGGAUGAUGUUUGCCUGAAGGAGAAUAUGAGUCUGGCUGAUCGACUGUACAACCUGCAGCUAAUACAAGACUUCUGCAAAGACAACCUGAACAGCUGCUGCCACUUCAGCCUGGAAGACAUGCUCUACGCCUCCUCCACCAUCAAGAAUAACUACCUGGCGUUCAUGGCAGAGCUGUUUUGGUGGUUUGAGGUGGUCAAACCGUCAUUUGUGGAACCAAGAAAGCUCGAUACCGAAGGCACAGAGCCCUCAUCCUUCUUGAAGAAUUUCCCUGUAAUCCCCAUCUCCAAGGCAACUAAGAAGAGUUUUAUGGAAAGGCCCCCAAGCCCUGAAAGACCCAGUUUACCCCUGCGGCCCCAGCCCCGAAACUCAGGAGAGAUCAAGAGGUCAACCUCGAUGUCCUUUGUUGAUGGCAAUCUCGGUACCUGGCCAAAAGAGAAGAGAUCUGGGCCUUACGGUGUGUCCUUUGACAUCCCCUUUGAUAAAGAGGAGUCUGCGCCUGCCACUGUUCCCUCCACACGUGGCAUGGUCAGGUCUGUCAGCACGGAUGAUGGUUCUGGUUUCAAGGUCCUUCACAUGCCCCGUGGAAUGAAGCGCAACCUGUCCUUCCAGCCAGUGAAUGGUCAGAGUGUCGGCAUUGAAGAGGAAGGCUGCCCAGACAGCCUUGCUGGCAUGGAGCCGAGCAAGCAAGGGUACUCCAACGGACACAGAGGAGUUACAGAAACAACUCCGUCCACGGAGGAAGCCCUCCAGAUUAUCCAAAGCCCAACCAGGCCACCAGUGGAGGGCAUCAACAAUGGUUUCUUUCUGCAUAGUCAGGAACAUGGUGCCGGCGUUGGUGCUUUAGAUCCAGUGUCAGAGGUGGACUCCAAAGGACCUUUGAGCACAACAGACACCACAGAAGUGGACACUGGCAUCCAUAUCCAAACAGAGGACAUGCUGGAUGAAGAUUCCUCUCUGAAAGACUGCUCUGUGAACAUGGAGCUGGACAUGGACACGCCGAGCCCCUGCCCAAGCAGUCAAAGCAAAUCCCCUUCAGCAGUAAAGAUGACUAGCUUUGCUGAGCAGAAGAUGAAGAAGCUUAAUCCAUCAGCACCAGACUCAGGAAGGGGCAGCUGCAGCUCGCUGAAGACCACUCCGGAGGGCUCUGAAUUUGGGCUCCCAUUAUCUGUCUCAUGGGCCCCGACCCCUGAGCACAGCCCGGUCCGCCAACAAAGCACACCGCCCCCUAUUUCACAGCCGUCACCCACACCUGUCCAGCUUCCACCCAAUGACCCCGCUCAGGUCAUGGCUACAGAGAUGGUGCAGCUGCGGAUGAGGCUCGAGGAGAAACGGAAAGCUAUUGAGGCGCAGAAGAAGAAAGUGGAGGCAGCUUUUACAAGGCAUCGGCAAAAGAUGGGCCACUCAGCAUUCCUAAACGUGGUAAAGAGAAAAGGUGACGGUGCAGCAAGUGGAGAAGAGGGAGGAAAAACUGAGGGAGAAGGAAAGUCAGCAAGUACAAGUCCUACCUUUAAAUUUGGGAGGAACAAGGCAGACACACCUGACGGGGCAGAGCAAAGCAGCACGGCUUCCUGUUGGCAAAAAUCUCCCGGUGCAGGUGAGGAAGGCGGACAAAGCCACGCUCAGCUGACAGAAGUGGAUCUCACAGAGUAUACACGUUCAAUUGAGAAACUCAACCACUCUUUGGCCUUCCUCCAAACUGAGAUGCAGCGAUUGGCUCAGCAGCAAGAAGUAAUCAUGGCCAUGAGGGAGCAAAAACAGCAGCAGGCGUGGGUCAUCCCUCCUCCACAUACAAACCCCUUGCCACAGAAGCACGGUCGAGCCGGAGCCGUCACUCGAUCCUCGGGACCCUCUUCUCCGGCUGACUCCCCUCGUUCCACCCAUCGCUCUCCAACCAGCAUCAAACGGAAAUCUGCAUCCUUCCACUCACGUAAUCCUCGCACCCCUCGACCCAGCGAGCUCAAGCUGGCACCCUACAGUCGCGUCCUAACCGCGCCACAGUCUGUCGAUAGCAUCCCAAGGCUACGGCGAUUUUCUCCCUGCCAGCCCCUGGCAAGUUCCUUCGUUUACAUGGGGGAGAAACCAGCAACCGCCAAUUUGGAGACGGUCGCUCCAGUUGCAGAUAAAAACAAGGAAACACAUUCCCUCCUUUCCCCAGAGCGAGAGCUUGUGGGUAUAGCCGGCUCCCCCUCCCCAAAACUGCAGAACAAGAAAGAGCAAAGUGAAGUAGGUACUAAUGCCCAAACCCAGGAAAUAGAAACUCCCCACCAAUCCAAGACCACUGACAUGGAAACAGAUUACCAGAAAGCUCAGAAGUCAGAUAUAGAGCUCAAACCUACUUUAGAGUCAACAUUCCCUGAAGUUCUAGCCCACCCUGUGAUAGAGACCUUCACGGUGAUGCCAACAGAGAUCCCUUUCCAGUCAGAAUUGUCUGGCCAAGCCAAAAGCAGUUUGAUUGAAGUUCCUCUGUCAGUGGUGAAACCGCUAGAGGAUCCAACUCUGGAUGAAAGCCUGGAGAUGCAGCAGGGGGAUGCGGAAAGCCUAGAUGAUGAACAGAAGCUGUGCCGUGGUUUCUUUUUCAAGGAGGAUGGAAAAGCAGAGGAGAACAUGGCGCAGAAGAGGGCUGCACUGCUGGAGAAAAGGAUGCGAAGGGAAAAGGAGAGCCAGCAGAAGAAGAUGCAGCUGGAAGCUGAGCUGGAGCAGAAAAAAGAGGAAGCUCGACUGAAAGCCGAAGAGGAGCGUGUCAGGAAGGAGGAGGACAAGGCCAGGAAGGAGUUCAUCAAGCAGGAGUACCUCCGGAGGAAGCAGCUGAAGCUGAUGGAGGACAUGGACACCGUCAUUAAACCUCGACCCGCGGCAGGGGCCAAACAGAGGCGAGGGCGACCGAAGUCUAUCCAUCGCGAUAGCAUGGACUCACCCAAAACCCCCGUGAGGGCUGCCACAGGUUCACGCCAGCGUGUCUUUUCAGUCUCCAGCUUGUCCCUUGCUUCACUCAACCUGGGAGACAACGACAGCGUUCACUCUGAGAAGAGAGCAGCAAGGCCUGACUCUGCUGAUGGUUUCCUGUCCCCCAGUCGCUCCAGCAGCAGGAAUGGAGAAAAGGACUGGGAAAAUGGAUCCACCACCUCUUCUGUUACAUCAAAUACAGAGUACACUGGACCGAGGCUGUACAAGGAGCCCAGCGCCAAAUCUAACAAGCACAUCAUCCAAAAUGCUCUGGCACACUGCUGCCUUGCAGGGAAGGUCAACGAGGGGCAAAAGAACAAGAUUUUGGAGGAAAUGGAGAAAUCAGAAGCCAACAACUUCUUGGUUUUGUUCCGAGAUGCUGGAUGCCAGUUUCGCGCUCUCUACACUUAUUGCCCCGAGACCGAAGAGCUCAACAAGCUGACGGGCAUCGGCCCCAAGAGCAUCACACGCAAGAUGAUCGAUGGCCUCUACAAGUACAACUCAGACAAGAAGCAGUUCAGCCAGAUACCAGCUAAGACCAUGUCAGCCAGCGUGGACGCAGUGACAAUCCACAACCACCUCUGGCAAACCAAGAAGCCAGCCACCCCUAAAAAAGUAGUGCCUGCCCAGUCCUAAUGGGACUUGAUACCCCGAACAUUUCAUUUUCCUUCUUUGAACAUAACCAGUCUUGGUUAGCACUUCACUGUACAUAUCCAUGAAGAUUCAAACACCUGCAAUGCCAGUUAGAUGAAUGCGUAUUUAUCUUUUGUUUUGUUUGUUCUCCUCAUUGCAUUCCCGUCCUUUAUCCUUCAUAUUCGGACCAGAAGUGAUAAGACUUUAAAGAUCACGAACAGCUGGAAUGUACGACACUGUCGAGGAAUGAUGUAAACGUAAUCAUGUCUGUGUUUGAAAAAGAGAUUUGAGACAUUGUGUGAGAGCACGUGUGACUGAUGUUAUGUGCCAAACAUUAAAAGAAAAAAAAAAGGAGACAGUAUGAAUGCCGGGACAUUUUACUCCGUACACUGAAGCUCUGAAUGUUUUCAAUUCAUGUAUAGAUUGACUUUUGUUCGCUCUACCCUGUUGAAGUGUGGCCUUACGCACGUUUGUUUUAGUGUAAGAGUGAGUGUAAAGCGACAACCUCUUUUGUAUUUGGAAGAAACCUCUUUUUUCUUUUCUCACCUGUGUGAGUAAAAGUUUGUACAUUAAAGUACGUAAACUCCAAAGGGCCAAAAAAAACUGAUUGCAUACAGCUAGCGUUAGCCACACAGGAUACGUGUGUUCAGCUCAACAAAGCAAAGCGGUUCCAGCUUUUUCAGAACCCCUGUUUUUGAGGAAGUGAUUUUAAUGAAUGCAGGACGUUACUGUAGAUCACUGGUUCUCAACCUGUAGGUCAGGACACGUGCAGACAGUUUGUGCUGUACAAUGUCAGUUUUCUGGUUUAUUUGCAUUGCUUCAGCCCAAAAGAUCGGGAACCAGUGUUGUAGAUCACCUCGCUGCUGGUUCACAGCAGGUUUGUGAACAAAUGAAACUCCUCAGUAUUAUUUAUUUUUUAUUAUGAAAUGCUGCCGACUACAACUUGCAGGGUUCUUUGCAGUGUACUAAGAUAUUGUACAAUCACACUCCUGGCCACUGGGAUCAGGACUGAUAUCCAGGCUAUAAUGACACCUACAAAGUAUUUCUCUUUAUGUAACGAUGAAAUAUUAACAUUAAAUUCAAGAUGCACACUCAGACUCUUUAUUAUCAUAUCUGCACCCAGCUAUAAGCCACUUUUGGCCCACCAAAAUUAAGUAAGAAUAGCUAGAAUAUAGCACAUGUUAGAUUUCUCAUAGUUGCAAAAGAUAUGUUCUGUUAUUUACAAGGUAAGUGAUGCAUCAAAAUAAGUAGCUUCUCCCAGUUUAUUAAAAAGGCCACAUUAUGAAGUGUUUGUGUCAUUUUCAACAUGUCUAUGCGUCUUUUUCACCACAGAAACGGGUUCAACCUGAACAACUAAAACGUGUGUGUCCAUCAUCUAAAUGCAGCACGUUGUGAAUUUAUAGUAACAUUGUUAUUUUGCUAGAUUUAUUUUUUUCUAUUAACACUAGGAUGAGAUUCACACAAUAAUGCAAGGCAGAAUAGGGCAGGUAGAUCCUUGUUGCUGCAUACGGGUAGAGUCUCGCCAUUUGGUUUAACCGGCGUCAGCGUUGUGUUACUUUUGCCACUGAAUGUCAAAUCCAACACCAUUUGCAGGUAUGAUUUCCCCCCCAAAAAUAAAUCUGCCAACGUGGUGCUUUGUUUUUAACUGGGGCGUGGGACGGGUGGGGGGUAUUUAUGACCAAAAGAGACAUGUACGUGUUUUUGAAAUUGUAAUCUAGUACGACUGGGGGAAGAAGUGUUUCAAUGUUCUUUACUGGAAGGAUGUGUCAGCAGAAAGCUCGGUCUGCCUGCAUUUGGCUGUUUUAAGGCCAAGGUUAAAAAGAAGAUUAUUAUUUAAACUGUAAUGAUAUUGUGCAGUGUGUUCAUGUGAGCAACUUAUUCACUAUGAUGACUUUGUUUUUGUUUCGUCAGACGCUGUGCCCUCAUUCAACAUGUGGCUGAACAUGUAGUGUCAUUUUUCUUUUUCAUUUUGCAUUAAAUAAAAUAAAGCAUGACAUCAG
Haplochromis burtoni (Burton's mouthbrooder) is the source of this 6879-nucleotide messenger RNA. It is a transcript of the gene camsap2a, whose product is annotated as calmodulin regulated spectrin-associated protein family, member 2a. Gene Ontology annotation, cellular component: microtubule minus-end. Bases 488 to 4882 code for a protein of 1464 amino acids. NCBI's taxonomy places the organism in Eukaryota, Metazoa, Chordata, Actinopteri, Cichliformes, Cichlidae. The transcript has 18 exons. The record is from RefSeq and is a predicted model, not a curated record. Gene Ontology annotation, molecular function: calmodulin binding; microtubule minus-end binding; spectrin binding. Gene Ontology annotation, biological process: negative regulation of microtubule depolymerization; cytoplasmic microtubule organization; neuron projection development.